AACCUGUACUGAACAGAGCAGGCUUUGUGGUAACUAGACAAGGUAAAGUGACAUUAAUGAAGAUCAGUGGGAGGAUGCACGGUCAGGUCCAGCUACAAUGAUACAUACAAUGAAAUGACAAUAAGAUUAGAACGUGUGAGUUCCUCUUCCACAAAAGCAGAACCAGAACCAACAUAUCUGUGAAAAGAGGGUGUCACAUCUACAGUAGCAGCUUUACUCACAUCAACAUGUCUCAGGCUUCAUUACAGCUCUGCUCAAACUCACUCACAGCUUUUGCUUAUUUUUGUAUUGGAUCAAUCUGAGUCGUGGCUGCAGUCGGUGAGAAGACAACACUUUCUACUUUUUUUUUUACUUUAACAUUCUAUCAAGCUUGUCCCACUUAAUUUUAUAUAAAAAAGAACUUUUCUGAGUUUGCUGCCGUGUUUAAAAAUUUAUGAAUCUGUUAAUAACGAUUGAAACCAGACUGAAGUCAUGUUUCAUCGUUUCCAGGAAAUAAGUGUGUGAACAUGGAGACGGGCAGUGUGUUACUGAGCCUCCUUUGGGCUUCAGGAGCUUUGGCUCAGUGCCCCAACAAGGAUCCAGACCUCUUCAUCACUGCACCAAAGACGAUGGAAGCACUGACUGGAUCCUGCCUGAUGAUCCCAUGUAGCUUUAAAACUAAACCAGAAAAUCAAACCAUCAGCAGCGGAACCAUCUACGGCGUGUGGAUUAAAAAUGACUCUAGAUUUAGUUUAAAUCCAAACAACGUGAUCUACAACGGCAGUGGAACAGUAACAACCUACACAAUGAAUAUCACUGGAAACCUGGAGCAGAGAAACUGCACCACACUGUUCUUUGAUCUAAACACAAGAAACACAGACACGUACUACUUCAGGAUGGAGAACGGAGCGUUCAGAGCAACAGCUGCCUGUGAUCCUGUUCAAAUCAAUGUAAGAGAUGCUCCUGGAGGCCCCACACUUACCAUCUCAGGUGAUCUGAGGGAGGAUGUGUCUGUGACUAUAACCUGCUCAGCUUCCACUACCUGUCCACACUUCCCUCCUAAACUCACAUGGAACCUACAAACAGAACCUGACAACCACAGAGAGGAAAACACAGAUGGAACCUUCACUAUUAAGAUCCAGAAAACCAUCACUCUGUCAGACAAACAUGAUGGAUUCACCAUCAGCUGUUCUGCCUCAUAUCCUGUGACUGAAGGCAUCAGGACAGCACAGACUCUGGGGACUCUCGCUGUUUCAUAUGCCCCCAAGGACACCUCAGCCUCCAUCAGUCCAUCGGCUGUGGUGUCAGCAGGUAGCUGGGUGAACCUAAGCUGCUCCAGCAGAGCCAGACCUGCUGUCAGCAGCUUCACCUGGUUCCAGAUCAGCAGUGAUGGAGCCAAAACCAACGUAUCUGAAGGAGCCUUGUACACAUUUAAUGCCACAGGUGGAGGCGUUUACUACUGCGUGGCCUCCAACGGCCUCGGUGCCCAGGCAUCACCACAGCUUCAUCUGACUGUUGGAGGUCAUGAAGCUUCUCAGUUGGACGUUGUUCAUGUCACACUGAUAACUAUUCUGGGGCUCAUGGUUCUGGUCAGCAUCGGCAUCGUCUCUGAUUGCUGCCUUAGACCAAGAUCCUUCAAUAACCAGCUGGAGGACACGGCAGCAGGCGACUACGUCAACAUUGUGACGUCAGCAUGAGGAGAAGAGGAAGCCUCAUGUUUAUAGACGGACCAGCGCUCAGACCAGUGUUUUCAUUCCUUUAACAGGCUCCUGUAUGUUUCAGGUCAAAACUCAUCGUCCACUACUAUAUCAGCACGGAUAAUCCAAACACCUCAGUGUUUUCAGAGUUUCCCCUUAAAGCAUAAUUUGUGCAAAACAGAAUCAGCUUCAGAAGGUUUGCGACAUCAGGUUUUUAUGUAGGAGCGACUAAUGUUCUGUCAGUGGUGUUAGAGGAGUUCUCAUUCAUCCAGGACACGUCAUGGGUUCUUCAGGACGAGCAGCGGCUGAUUCUGCUUCACUCCAGCAAUAAAUGCUUCACUUUGCUCUCAGCAGCUUCUCACUUGCCCACAUUAUUGUCUCUUGUUGUGGCUCGUUUGGUCAGAAAUAAAUUC
Messenger RNA from Betta splendens (Siamese fighting fish), 2089 nucleotides. Its product is annotated as sialoadhesin-like. The record is from RefSeq and is a predicted model, not a curated record. Lineage: Eukaryota; Metazoa; Chordata; Actinopteri; Anabantiformes; Osphronemidae. The coding region runs from base 507 to 1676 and encodes 389 amino acids. The transcript is spliced from 7 exons.